AUGGAGCUAUUUCCUUUGCCGGGUUUUCAGCUCUUCCACUCUUGCAAUUGGGAGCUGGACCUUUCAUCAGAGACACCUUUUGGGUACACCAGAAAGGAUGUCUUGUUGAUUGGACUUGGAGUCACAGUUAUCGGCAUUGGCUUAGAAAGGGGACUGGAGUAUGCUGGUUUUGAUCCUUUACAAGCAGGGAAUGUUGUUCAAUUGGUAUUAGUUUUGGGUCUAACAGUAGGAUGGAUUUCAACGUACAUCUUUAGAGUCUCAAACAAGGAAAUGACGUAUGCUCAACAACUUCGUGAUUAUGAGGACAAAGUUAUGGAGAAGCGGUUAGAGGGCUUGUCAGAAGCAGAGUUAGAAGCAUUGCUUGAACAGGUUGAAGAAGAGAAGAGACGCCUAGCAAGUGGUGAGAAGAUCAACUAA
Messenger RNA from Dovyalis caffra, 417 nucleotides. Lineage: Eukaryota; Viridiplantae; Streptophyta; Magnoliopsida; Malpighiales; Salicaceae. The record is from the annotation of a GenBank genome assembly.